This is a messenger RNA of Cephus cinctus (wheat stem sawfly), 2213 nucleotides long. RefSeq lists its product as uncharacterized. The record is from RefSeq and is a predicted model, not a curated record. NCBI's taxonomy places the organism in Eukaryota, Metazoa, Arthropoda, Insecta, Hymenoptera, Cephidae. The coding region runs from base 308 to 1567 and encodes 419 amino acids. The transcript has 2 exons.
AAGCUGCGAAUGCAAGAGAGAAAAGGAAUAUUAGAAUUCAAGGUGCAAUUGAUUAGGAGGACUUGAGUGAAUCUCUCAAGUGCUAAUUAAACUGGGUGUCACUUCAUACUCGUGGGUACGUUUCCUGUGGAGGAGGAGUGUCCUCGGUUUCCAGCAGUGGUCGCACCCAUUGGAGGAAGGACAGCGGUUCGCAUUAUUAUGCGAAAAUAUUGACGACAAGGUCUCUGUGAUCCGGGUGAAUCGGGUCUCUGUGAAUCGGCCGGCGGUGAUCUGAUAAUAACUGAGACAUCGAAGCUCCGAGGAAGACAUGUCUGACAGCGAGGAUACGGAUGGCUCGUGCGGCGAGUGGCCUGUCACCAAGGAGUGGUUGGAGAGCUUGUUGACUGUGCAUCACGGGGAAGGAUCUCAGGUUACCGUUGACGACUUCACCGUGCGGCCCGGUUGCACAGCUGGUGAGAGCGUCCUCAGCGACAUCCUUGCAGUCAACGUUGAUUACAGAACAAAACCGGAUGACGCACGGAACGAAUUGAGCGUCAUCGUCAAGCUCCUGCCCCAGGAUCCAUUCAGUCGGUUCUUCGUCACCGAGGCUCAAUUCGAUCUACGUGAAAUAAAAUUCUACACCCAGGUCGUUCCCGACCUGGAGGCGUUCCAGAAGCGGCAAUUAUCAUCACCGGACAGUGGAAUCGAGCUGCCAAUUCCUGCAUGCGUGCACGCUCACUACAGUCCAGCGGGUGGCACCGAAGACAGUCCCGAGCCACCAGAGUCCUUCCUGGUCCUGGAGAAUCUUCGUCCAAGGGGCUUCGAAGGGGCUGAAUUUUCGCGUGGCUUGACCCUGAGACAGGCGGAAGCUGCCCUGAGCGCCGUGGCUUGCCUUCAUGGAUUGUCACUGGCUCUCAAGACCAAGGAAGGUCGUCCGCUGUCGGAGCGUUAUCCGUUCCUCUUCCAAACGGCCAGGGCGACGGAUUCGUACCAGCAACUGGUAGAGCGUGGCUUGCCCCAGCUGGCUAGAUUCCUGGAGAGAAGACCAGGACUCGAAGCCGUCCUGGAAGCGCUCCUCGCUCUGCGCCCACGCACCAAGGAGAUAAUCGCCGCUCUUCUCGCACCGGAGGAUCCCCUCGCGCUGAUCACUCACACCGACUUCUGGUGCAACAAUCUUCUCUUCAAGGACGCCGAAGACGGUACCUGCAAGUGCGCCAUCCUCGACUGGCAAAUGGUUACCUACAGUCGUCCCACCAACGACAUCGCUCUGCUCCUCGUCAGUUCAGCGCCCACCGAGCUACGCCGAAGACACACCCAGUCCCUCCUGGACAAAUAUUGGGACGCCCUGACUGCCACCUGCACCAGUCUUGGUCUCGAUAUCCCUAAGGACCUCAACUACACUAGGGACGACCUCAACAGGGAUUACAGGCGCUCUCAAUUACUUGCACUGUUACUAUGCAUAGGAUCCGUGGACGUUGCGCUGGGUGAUCCGCUGACUGAGCAGCGUCUCAUCGACGUCCUCGAAGAUCUUCACAAUGACGGUAUCCUCAGCGGCGAGACGGCAGACGUUAAGGCGACAGGCCCGUAAUAUUUUGACUUUCUCAAAUUAAUAUUUAUAUCACGGCGAUAUCGUUGGUUACACGCGAGCGCAAAACAGGCGAGUUGGCAAGCGUACGAGCAAUCGAAUGGAAAAAUGCAUAGAAGAAAGAGGAAGUGAGCAGCAGGAGGAAGAAGAAAAGAAAAAGAGGAAGCAACAGUGAAACGAAUGAUGACGCAAAUUAGAAACGAUUACUGAAAAAUGCUCGUAACUCGUCUCAUCUUUGAAGCUACGAAUGUGUCCAAAGUAAAUAUGCAUGCUGAACGAGAAUCUAGUGGCUUUAAGCGUGCUUUUAACGCGCGCACGUAAAAGCUUUCUGCGAGCAGAGCGACUCGAAGGAUUUUUAUUUAUAUUAAAUAUCCGUGAAUUACGGGCAAUCGCCAUUGCCAUUAAUAGUAAUCUAAGUGGCCGAGGAAUCGUUUCUCGGGCAUUCGAAGUCGACGAUUCUUUUUUUUUUUUUUCAAAUUGAAUUUGCAUCACACUGAAGGAAGAUUGGAAACGGAAGCGACGCGUGAGAUCAUGUACUAUCCUAUCUGUGCGGAUCCCUUCGUUUUAUCUAAGUUCCCAUACUCGUUAUUCAUUGGUAUAAUGUCAUUUGCUUCUAAUUAAUGUUAAUCCUCACACGCAUUAUUCGUAU